UCCCGAGUCGGAAUUCCGACUCGCAGGGGCGUUUAUUUGCAAUUUCCGACUCGGGGCUCGUAAUUCCGAGUUCAAAGAUCAUACUAUAACGAUUAACCCGACUUCCGAGUUUCGAGGUAAAAUGGAACACAGCACAAGAAGCACCGAGGAAAUGUUUUGUUUUGACUCGUAGUCUCGUUAAUUCACGCGAUAUUUCCGGAGGAAAAGUGAGCGCAAAUUCGAUGAGCGGUGCAGCGGGCCGUCCCCCACCAUUAUCAGCUGUGCUGUGUGUGUGACUGCCGUAAACCAGUAGGUUGACGAGGAUGUCGAAACGGAAAAGCAGCUCUGUCAGUGAGAACGUCAACAAGCGGGUCCGACCUGAGCAAAAAGAAGAUGGAGAAGAAGAAGAAGAUGAGAAUGCUGUAGAUAGUGACCACGAUGAUCCUCUACUGAAGCAGGUUCAAGGUGCCGGUGAGGUGGUGAGCGAUGCCGGGAUCGUGGAGAGUAUCACGCUGAAGAACUUCAUGUGCCACUCGCUCCUCGGCCCGUUCACGUUCGGUUCCAAUGUCAACUUUGUUGUUGGCAACAAUGGAAGUGGAAAAAGUGCCGUCCUGACUGCUCUCAUAGUUGCUUUAGGUGGGAAUGCACAGGCUACAAACAGAGGAUCAUCCCUCAAAGGAUUUGUUAAAGAAGGAGAAAGCUCAGCUGAUGUGUCGAUUACUCUGCGUAACAAAGGAAGGGAUGCUUACAAACCUGAGGUGUAUGGUCAAGCGAUCAUUGUAGACCUCAGAAUAACACGCGAGGGGCUGAGAACUUACAAACUGAGGAGCAAGUCAGGUCAAAUUGUCUCAACCAAGAAGGAAGAGCUCAUCUCCAUCCUGGACAAUUUCAAUAUUCAAGUCAACAACCCUGUGUCAAUUCUGACCCAAGAGAUGAGCAAAUACUUCCUACACUCCAAAGGAGAGGGGGACAAGUAUAAGUUUUUUAUGAAAGCUACACAACUGGAGCAGAUGAGAGAGGACUUUGUCUACAUCAGAACCACCAAGCAUGUCACAGAGGAUAAAGUGGAGCAACAAAAUGAAUGUUUGAAAGACUUGAGGCAGAGGUACAAGGAGAAAGAGGAACGUUACAAGAGCCUGGCAUCGCUGGACGAAAUGCACACCAAGCUAGCAGAGUUGCAGAAGCAGAUGGCUUGGGCCUUGGUGGCAGAGAUGGAGAAGGAGUUGGAGCCGAUGAAGGAGAAGCUGCAGUCGGACAAACAUUCAACAGAGAAAUAUGAUGAGAAGGUUGACGAAUGGAAGCACAAGGUUGAGGAGGCUGAGAAGAAGUGCAAGCAGAUCCAGGAACAGUUGGAGGGGAUCACCCAGCAAGUCCAGGAGCUCCAGCCCAAAUGUGCUGAGCUGAAGACCCAGGCCCAGAGGCGUAAUUCUCUGCUCCAGUCCAGCGAGGUCACGGUCCACCGAUGCAAAGCUAAUCUGAGGGACCUGGAAAAGGACAAGGUUCAGUUGUCCUCAAGGAUAAAUGAUCUCAAGCUGAGCAUCAGUCAGACAUCGGGAGCAGAGAGUCAGGCCCGGUCCGAGCAUAUGGAGAGGAUACAGGCUGAGCUGGAGAACAUGACACACCAGAUUUCCACUCUGGGCCAGCAGAUUGACCAGUAUCAGCUUGCCUGCAGCCGUGCCAAGGAAGAACAAGGAAGGAUGAAGAGAGAACAGGAAGUGCUCCAAAGGUCCAUUGACAGCAACAGACGGAACUUGCAGACUCUUGAAAGCAGUCGCUCCAAUCGGCUGCGGCGAUUUGGAGAGCACAUGCCUGCUCUCCUCAGUGCCAUCCAGGAAGCUCACAGAAGGGGCCAGUUCAAGCACAAACCUCUCGGACCUCUGGGUUACCUCAUUAGCUUGAAGGAUCCAGAGCUGGCGCUGGCUGUAGAAGUUUGUCUUAAGGGCCAACUGCAGGCCUUCACCUGUGACAAUUACGAGGAUGAGAAGGUGCUGCAGGGCCUCAUGGCCAGAGUGUUCACAGGAGGCCGCAGGCCUACCAUCAUCACUAGCCAGUUCCUCCCACGUCUCCAUGACACAAGGAAGAAAGCCGUGAAUCACCCUGAAUACCCCUCCGUGCUACAAGCUCUGGAGAUUGAGGACUCAGUUGUGGCCAACUGCCUGAUUGAUCAAAGGGGAAUAGAAAGCAUUCUACUCAUCAAGAAUCGCACAGUGGCUCGGAGGUUGAUGCAUGGCAAAAACCCUCCACAGAACUGUUUCCAGGCCUUCUCCAUAGAGGGAGACCAGAUUUUCACUAACCGCGCAUACUCUGCCGAUCAGACCAGAGCAAACUAUCUUUCAGGAGACGUUGAGGAGGAGAUCAGGCACUUGCAGAAGGAGCUGGAGAACCAAGAAGCUCAGGCAACUCGCUUCCAGCAACAGAUGAAAAGGUUAGAUGAGGACAUCAGACAGAAUGAAGGGCUGCUGAGAAGAGCUUACACAGACCAGAAGACUGCCAAAAAUAAGGCCACAAAACUACAGCUGGAGUUGACAGACCUGCAGAAUGUGGAGGAGCCUCAGUCAGAGGACCUCAGGCCUCUGGAGGAGGAGCUUCAGGAGAUCGUUGCUAAGAUCUCGUCCAAGCGCGCCGAGUUUGACCAGGCACGAGCUCAGAUGACCGACCUCAAGGCGUCCUAUGAGGAGGCAGAGCAGGCGUACAAGCAGCAAAAAGAGCAGAUCAACACCAUCGCAGAGGAUGCUGACCCAAUCAAAGAGGACCUCAAUAAGGCUGAGCAGGAAAUGAUAAAGUGCAAGCAUCACAAGAAACACUACGACGACAAGCGCAGCACCCAUCUCAGGAACAUCCAGAGCCUUGAAGCUGACCUAGGAAGCAAGGAACAGGAACUUCAGACAUCUGUAUCCAAGGCAACAGAGAUCUGUCCAGAGCGGCUGGAGGUGCGUCGUUCAGCCCGGAGUAUGGAUAGUGAGAUCAACCGUCUCAAGGUUAAGAUAUCUACCCAGCAGGAACAACAGGGGGACCGCGAGGAGGUUGUAAAACAGUACCAAGAGGCUCUGGAGACCUACAAGAACCUCACACAGCAAAUGAAGAACCUCAACAGCUUCAUCAAAAGCCUUGACAGCGUCAUGAACCAUAGGCUCCAGGUUUACGCUGAGCUCAGGAGGUUCCUUUCGGCCCGCUGCAAAUACUACUUUGACAGCAUGCUGGCCCAGAGAGGCUACACUGGAAAUAUGGCCUUUGACCACAAGAAUGAAACUCUCUCCAUCUCGGUGCAGCCCGGCCAGGGGAACAAGGCUGACCUGAGCGACAUGCGCUCUCUGUCCGGAGGCGAGCGCUCCUUCUCCACCGUUUGCUUCGUGCUCUCUCUUUGGGCCAUCACAGAGGCGCCUUUCCGCUGCCUUGAUGAGUUUGAUGUUUAUAUGGACAUGGUGAACAGGAGGAUAUCGAUGGACAUGAUGCUGAAGGUGGCCGCCGGUCAACGCUACAGACAGUUCAUAUUCCUCACUCCACAGAGCAUGGGUACUCUUCCUGUGAGCAAAAUCAUCCGCAUCCUGCGACUGAAGGAUCCAGACCGUGGCCAAAACAACGCACCAACAAAUCAAGAUGAGGACCAGUAGCACUGCCGGCUCAGUUUAACAUCAGAUGAGGUGCUGAGACCCUCCAUGAGUCUGACACAGAGUUAUACAUUGAUUCCUGUUUUUUAAGGAAACCGUUGUUCAAAAAAGUGCACACACAUCGUCUUCAAGUGGGCUCAGGUUUUAAGGUUUUAGUUCUGUCAUUUAAAAUUUUUCAAAGUUGUCUUUUGAAAUCUGUGUAUUAAAUGUUUUGUACAAUAACAUUGACUUAAAUUCCGAGGUUUACACAGGGGGUAAAUGUUUUUAUAACCUAUGUCAAAAAAACUUAAAUGCCUUGAAAGUUGUUUAGUUGUUCAUUUAAUGUUAUUCAUUAAAGCAAAAAAGUUAAUAAACAGAUGCAAUGUUG
Molecule: messenger RNA, 3954 nt
Organism: Scophthalmus maximus (turbot)
Lineage: Eukaryota; Metazoa; Chordata; Actinopteri; Pleuronectiformes; Scophthalmidae
Gene: smc6
Product: Structural maintenance of chromosomes protein 6-like
Exons: 27
Coding region: 303-3590 (1095 amino acids)
Biological process (GO): chromosome organization; double-strand break repair via homologous recombination
Cellular component (GO): site of double-strand break; nucleus; Smc5-Smc6 complex
Molecular function (GO): damaged DNA binding; protein binding; ATP binding
Source: RefSeq, a predicted model, not a curated record